GGGGAGGGUGCAGAGGGGACACAUAUUUACAAAACCCUAACUCCACACAUUCAGCGUAAAAUGGAAACUUCUCCGCCCAGUGCAUGGGAGAGUCGGUGGUCUGCAGACCGGAGACCGCCGUCAACCGCAACAAGCGGCGCACCAUGGCCCAGACAGAAGCCCGUGCGGUGGUUGCCAGACUCUCGCACCCCAGGGCCACCCACCCUUCCCGCUUCUACGACAUCCCCAUCCCGCUGCACGGGAGUCCGCCCGGCGACCCCGGUUUCGGCAACCCCAACACCGGCGGACCCGAUUCCGACGACCCCGACUCCAGCGUCGUCUCCUGCGGACUUUCCAUUGCCCUCAGCGCCCUCGAGGUCUUCGUCUCUAUCGGUUUAUUAAAGGCCGUGAUUGGUCUGGCAAGUCAGCCCGUGGCAUUGUGGGGCCUGAGGAACUUCGUCUCACAGCUCGAAACCACAAUAUGGCUCUCGGAACAAGCCAAGUCUGGAGACGGCGAAAAGACAAAACGGUGAGCACCGUCUGCAGGGAAUGAAACGUUACUCUGAGCAAAGGUGUUUUUAUCAUAGGGUUGCCACCUGCCCGGUUUUUUAAUGGCACGGUCGGUUUUUUGGAUACAAAGCCAGUUGCCGUCGAUCUCUAUCUAAAACCGGCUCUCAUUUGCCAAUUGUUUCCAACUAUCCAAAUGCAAUUUCUUUUUUUUUUUUCUUUGUGUUGGGGGGAGGGGUUUAUAAUUAAAGUCCAGACCAUCAACGUUAUUGGGUAUAUAUAGGCACGUGCAUUGUCUGUUAUUAAGCUAGUUUCGUAUACAAUG
Messenger RNA from Ixodes scapularis (black-legged tick), 811 nucleotides. RefSeq lists its product as uncharacterized. The record is from RefSeq and is a predicted model, not a curated record. NCBI's taxonomy places the organism in Eukaryota, Metazoa, Arthropoda, Arachnida, Ixodida, Ixodidae. The coding region runs from base 84 to 512 and encodes 142 amino acids. The transcript is spliced from 2 exons.